UUGACCCGGAACUAGUUUCCUCCGCUGCGCUGCUGGAAGGAUUCUGACUUUUGUUGCUGUAUUUCCGCCAAAAAAACAAACGAAAGUGCAUGAAAUCAUUAUUUAUUCAGAACAAACGGAGGGAACGUGAGCUGCUCGAUGUGACUCCCCGACCAUGAGCAACAGCCACCCUCUGCGUCCGCUGGCCUCCGUGUCGGAGAUCGACCACAUCCACCUGCUGUCGGAGCAGCUGGGCGCCCUGGUGCUCGGAGAGGAGUACAGCGAUGUUACCUUCGUGGUGGAGGGGAAGCGGUUCCCGGCGCACAGGGUCAUCCUGGCAGCCCGCUGUCACUACUUCAGGGCCCUGCUGUACGGUGGGAUGAAAGAGUCCCAGCCCCAGGUGGAGGUGCGUUUAGAGGAGACGCGGGCCGAAGCCUUCUCCAUGCUGCUUAACUACCUGUACACGGGACGCGCCAGCCUCAGCUCCGCCCGGGAAGAGGUGCUGCUGGACUUCCUGGGCCUGGCUCACCGCUACGGCCUCCAGCCACUGGAGGACUCCACCUCCGACUUCCUCCGCACCGUCCUGCACACCAACAACGUCUGCCUGGUUUUCGACGUGGCCAGUCUGUACUCUCUGAGCGCGCUCAGUGCGGCCUGCUGUGCCUAUAUGGACAAACACGCACCCGAAGUGUUGAAUUCUGAUGGCUUCCUCAUGCUCUCCAAGAUGGCUCUGCUGACGGUGGUGAUGCGGAACUCGUUUGCUGCCAGUGAGAAGGAGAUCUUCCAGGCGCUGAGUCGCUGGUGCCGGCAGCACGAGGACGGGGCCGACACCCUGGAAGUGAUGUCGGCGGUGCGGCUGCCGCUCAUGACUCUGACAGAGAUGCUCAACGUGGUGCGACCGUCCGGCCUGCUGAGCCCAGACGACCUGCUGGACGCCAUCAAGACCCGCUCCGAGAGCCGCAACAUGGACCUCAACUACCGCGGCAUGCUGAUCCCGGAGGAGAACAUUGCCACCAUGAAGCACGGCGCUCAGGUGGUGAAAGGGGAGCUGAAGUCGGCGCUGCUGGACGGAGACACGCAGAACUACGACCUGGACCACGGCUUCUCCAGGCAUCCCAUUGAGGAUGACGGCCGGGCCGGGAUCCAGGUCAAACUGGGCCAGUCGUUCAUCAUCAACCACGCCCGCCUGCUGCUGUGGGACAGAGACAGUCGGUCCUACUCCUACUACAUCGAGGUGUCAAUGGACGAGCUGGACUGGGUGCGUGUGGUGGACCAUACGAAGUACCUCUGCCGCUCGUGGCAGGAUCUGUACUUCACACCACAAGUUUGCAGGUACGUUCGCAUUGUGGGAACACACAACACAGUCAACAAGGUCUUCCACCUGGUGGCUUUUGAAUGCAUGUUCACCAACCGCUCAUUUACCCUGGAGAACGGCCUUUUGGUACCCAGUGAGAACGUGGCCACCAUCGCGUUGUGUGCCAGUGUCAUUGAAGGCGUGAGCCGCUGCAGAAAUGCCCUGCUCAACGGCGACACGCGCAACUACGACUGGGACUCGGGCUACACCUGCCACCAGCUGGGCUCCGGGGCGAUCGUCAUCCAGCUGGCUCAGCCCUACUCCAUCGGAUCCUUGAGGCUGCUGCUGUGGGACUGUGACGAGCGCUCCUACAGUUAUUACAUUGAAGUCUCCAGCAACCAGCAGCAGUGGACCAAGGUGGUGGACCGCACCAGGCAGGCAUGUCGAUCAUGGCAGACAUUGAAGUUUGAUAAGCAGCCUGCUUCCUUCAUCCGCAUUGUUGGGACUCACAACACUGCUAACGAGGUGUUCCACUGUGUUCACUUCGAGUGUCCGGCCCAGCUGGACACGGAAGUUACCGAAGGCAGCCCGGGCCCGGACCCCCCCGAUUCUGGGUCCUCCUCCCCUCAGCCGCGACCCCAACGGCCCUCACGCACACACAGCCUGCUCCCCUCCCAGCCCUCUCCCCCGUCUUCAUCUUCCUCCCAGUCCCACCAGUAAGAGCUCCCUCGUCGAGAAGGCGCCGCGAGGGAAAAGGGGAGACCUCAGAAUGCCAUUUUGCACAGCCUUCAUCACCCAGACCGCAACCGCUACACCGCUGCUAACGGCGACCGUCUCAUUGUCACAGCCGCCCGUGGUCCUACCGUCAUGAGUGCAACAUUAGAGACUGGUAUGUCUGUAGCAGCAGCGUUCAGGGCUCCAGUCUCUCCAGUUCUGAAGCAGAGGGUUAGGUGUUACAUCCAACGGCUCAUACAGUUUUGUGAAGGUACUUUUUUAGCUACUGAGACUCAAGUUUUCUUUCCUUCGAAAUCAUCAAAGUGGAAUCUUUACUUCUCCAAAGACGAGGCGCACACUGAAACGUGGUUGUACUGCACCACCAAAGAGCAGUAACACAAGUGUGGGUGUGUGUGUGUGUUGGGGGGGGGGUGCUAUUUGAAUUUUACCAGUUCAUAUUUCCAAAAGAGAUGGAUUUUAUCCUGAAACAAGCUAUUUUUUUAUAGAAAGCGUCUUAGAACGACUCUACUCACUUUUCAUACCAUCACGCUAACCGAGUAGCAGUCAAAGUAUUUUUCAACGUUCGGAAUUCAAUUCUUCAAAGGUUUGCCAAAGCUGCCGAGCUGAUGCACUCUGUGGCAUUUGUAUGCAAUCUGCACUUAAUCCAAUUAUGCAUUUGCAUACGAAGUAAUCGCUGUUGAGUAUUUGUUGACGGGCUUUCGCGCCCCGAUACCAAAAUCUGUCGUCCUGAUCAGGUGUGAAUUUUUUGAUUACAUACCUUGUGAAAAAAGAAAAACCCUCUCUAAAACUAAACUUAGAUUGAGUUCAGUGUUAAUUUAGCAUUUUAAGCACUUGGGAUAGUUUAGCACGAAUGAUUUUGGGAAAUCAAUUAGGUUGUGAGAAUUUUUUGGGCUCGGACCAAAUUAUGUAUGCACUAGGGCUGCAGGGAAGAAAGUUUAUAUACAGGAGCAGCUGCUAUUGGCACUUUAUUUUACCCAAGUACGCGGAAAUAGAGGUUGCAGCUUGGGUCUCCUGACUAAAGUACAGUACUGGAGUGCUGGAUUAUGUAACUUUCUGUUUUGUAUGUCAAAUUAAUUUAAACGCUUCCUCGCUCUUGGAUCUGUCGGGUUCCUGUUUUUUUGUUUUUUGUGUGUGUUUGUGUUUUUUGGAGGUUUGUUUUUAAAUGAAUCUAUAAGUGCUGCGGGUUCCUGUCUGUUUCAUUUGUGUCCUGAUGUUGCACUUUUGAGUUGUCUCUCUUUGGAAAAACUCCUUAAAAAAACAAACAAAACACUUUCAUUUGAUGUUAAAUAACCUGAUAUACCUGACUACCCUGGGUGACCCUCUGUUGUUUCUAUAAGCCUUCUUUAAUCAUCCCCAUCUACAUUUUAGAACAGUGCCCAUAGUUGCAUAUUUGGAUGAAGUCUUCCGUAAUAACCCACCAGAUAACUGAAAUAGGGCUUUGUUCAGGUUACAUUAUAAUGUAGAGAACACACUCCCCGACCCAUCUAACUUUUCUGUAUGUGUAUAGUUUUACUUGAUAUAUACAUUUCACUGCCUCUUGUUCAAAACAUGCCUGUCAAAAAUGUGAAUAUGGAAACAACUGACAUUGUUAAUAGUGUUCAUUACUGUGAGGGGUCACACCCGGCUGCUUGGCUGAAUGGCUGCUGCUCAACACAGUGGAGGUCUUCGAUACAAGCAAUACGGUGAUCUCUUAUCGUCUGUUACAGACGAACAGUGGUGAUUGAUCAGCCGACAUACAUUCAUCACGCUCUAGGCACUGAUGCCCCGGCAGCUCUUUAGAAAAUGUUGAUGUGUAAAUGCUGCCAAAGGAGCUGUUUUACUGUCAUGAAACAUUUAAAAAAAUGUCUAAUUUUGAAAUUCUUAUUGUAUUUUUUUUGUCUUGCUUCUGUCUCUUUAAUAUUUACCCUUGUUUUUUCCCAGACUGUAAGAACAACAACCGAGUGGUUUCAAGCAGAACAGGAUUUUAACUGUUGAUCUGAUGAGCAUUAUAUGGAUGUAAUCACACUUUAAUUAGCUUUUGUGCACCUUUUUGUGUGUCUUGUCUCAGAUAUAAUCACUAAUCAUGGGCAGAAUUGUUACACUAAACUUUGAACACUGAAGGAAACUGCCCAGGACCCUUAAUAUUGGGAGUUUGUGGUAAUUUGAUUAAUUGCUUAUUUGUUUUUUUUAUACCGUAUUCUAAACUUAAAGCACUAUAACAAUAAAAAAGAGCCUCA
This is a messenger RNA of Anoplopoma fimbria (sablefish), 4224 nucleotides long. It is a transcript of the gene btbd9, whose product is annotated as BTB (POZ) domain containing 9. The record is from RefSeq and is a predicted model, not a curated record. Gene Ontology annotation, molecular function: protein binding. Bases 155 to 1993 code for a protein of 612 amino acids. The transcript is spliced from 11 exons. NCBI's taxonomy places the organism in Eukaryota, Metazoa, Chordata, Actinopteri, Perciformes, Anoplopomatidae. Gene Ontology annotation, biological process: modulation of chemical synaptic transmission; adult locomotory behavior; circadian behavior.